Messenger RNA from Rhinopithecus roxellana (golden snub-nosed monkey), 2969 nucleotides. RefSeq names its product NOP2 nucleolar protein (gene NOP2). Gene Ontology annotation, biological process: maturation of LSU-rRNA; rRNA base methylation. The record is from RefSeq and is a predicted model, not a curated record. NCBI's taxonomy places the organism in Eukaryota, Metazoa, Chordata, Mammalia, Primates, Cercopithecidae. Gene Ontology annotation, molecular function: RNA binding; rRNA (cytosine-C5-)-methyltransferase activity. The transcript is spliced from 16 exons. Bases 425 to 2845 code for a protein of 806 amino acids. Gene Ontology annotation, cellular component: nucleolus.
GAUGCCAGAGAGAGGGCCCCGCUGUCGGGCCCUGGUUCGAGGAGAGGGUGCGGCUUUCACGCACCAGGUUUUCCAACAGAAACUGGCCGUGAGGCUAAAAGCCAACUCCUUGAAGGAAGGGCGGUCACGCUCAGCGGUUUCUCGUCACAGUGCUCCCUCCACCCGCCACGGGUGUAAGCUGCGCGGCUCCUUUGAACUUCCCCCUACUCGCCGCCGCCGGCUCCGCGGGCGUUCCCUGGUGGAGCGUAAGUUCCGGGUGCGGCGGCCGACUGGGCGCAACAGGAAGAGGCGGGGCCGCGAGGCUAGCGCUACCGUUGCGCCUGCGUGGAAGGACUCUGGCGAGUCCCGGCAGAAAGCUAGCUGCGGAGUGCACGUGGAGCGCGUCCCGAAGAACAGUCUCGGGCCUUAACCCGCAUUCUGUACCAUGGGGCGCAAAUUGGACCCUACGAAGAAGGAGAAGCGGGGGCCAGGCCGAAAGGCCCGGAAGCAGAAGGGCGCUGAGACAGAACUCGCCAGAUUCUUGCCUGCAGUAAGUGACGAAAAUUCCAAGAGGCUGUCUAGUCGUGCUCGAAAGAGGGCAGCCAAGAGGAGGCUGGGCUCUGCUGAAGCCCCUAAGACAAAUAAGUCCCCUGAGGCCAAACCAUUGCCUGGAAAGCUACCAAAAGGAGCUGUCCAGACAGCUGGUAAGAAGGGACCCCAGUCCCUAUUUAAUGCUGCUCAAGGCAAGAAGCGCCCAGCACCUAGCAGUGAUGAGGAAGAGGAGGAGGAAGACUCUGAAGAAGAUGAUGUGGUGAACCACGGGGACCUCUGGGGCUCCGAGGAUGAUGCUGAUAUGGUAGAUGACUAUGGAGCUGACUCCAACUCUGAGGAUGAGGAGGAAGGUGAAGAGUUGCUGCCUAUUGAAAGAGCUGCUCAGAAGCAGAAGGUCCGGGAAGCUGCUGCUGGGGUCCAGUGGAGUGAAGAGGAGACGGAGGACGAGGAGGAAGUGACCCCUGAGUCUGGCCCCUCAAAGGAGGAGGAGGCAGAUGGGGGCCUGCAGAUCAAUGUGGAUGAGGAACCAUUUGUGCUGCCCCCUGCGGGGGAGAUGGAGCAGGAUGCCCAGGCUCCAGACCUGCAACGAGUUCACAAGCGGAUCCAGGAUAUUGUGGGAAUUCUGCGUGAUUUUGGGGCUCAGCGGGAGGAAGGGCGGUCUCGUUCUGAAUACCUGAACCGGCUCAAGAGGGAUCUGGCCACUUACUACUCCUAUGGAGACUUCCUGCUUGGCAAGCUCAUGGACCUCUUCCCUCUGUCUGAGCUGGUGGAGUUCUUAGAAGCUAAUGAGGUGCCUCGGCCCAUCACCCUCCGGACCAAUACCUUGAAAACCCGACGCCGAGACCUUGCCCAGGCUCUAAUCAAUCGUGGGGUUAAUCUGGAUCCCCUGGGCAAGUGGUCAAAGACUGGACUAGUGGUAUAUGAUUCUUCUGUGCCCAUUGGUGCCACCCCCGAGUACCUGGCUGGGCACUACAUGCUGCAGGGAGCCUCCAGCAUGCUGCCCGUCAUGGCCUUGGCACCCCAGGAACAUGAGCGGAUCCUGGACAUGUGUUGUGCCCCUGGAGGAAAGACCAGCUACAUGGCCCAGCUGAUGAAGAAUACGGGUGUGAUCCUUGCCAAUGAUGCCAAUGCUGAGCGGCUUAAGAGUGUUGUGGGCAACUUGCACCGGCUGGGAGUCACCAACACUGUUAUCAGUCACUAUGAUGGGCGCCAGUUCCCCAAGGUGGUAGGGGGCUUUGACCGAGUGCUGCUGGAUGCUCCCUGCAGUGGCACUGGGGUCAUCUCCAAGGACCCAGCCGUGAAGACUAACAAGGAUGAGAAGGACAUCCUGCGCUGUGCUCACCUCCAGAAGGAGUUGCUUCUGAGUGCUAUUGACUCUGUCAAUGCCACCUCCAAGACAGGAGGCUACCUUGUUUACUGCACCUGUUCUAUCAUGGUGGAAGAGAAUGAGUGGGUGGUAGAGUAUGCUCUGAAAAAGAGGAAUGUGCGACUGGUGCCCACAGGCCUAGACUUUGGCCAGGAAGGUUUUACCCGCUUUCGAGAAAGGCGCUUCCACCCCAGUCUGCGUAAUGCCCGACGCUUCUACCCUCAUACUCACAAUAUGGAUGGGUUCUUCAUUGCCAAGUUCAAGAAAUUCUCCAAUUCUAUCCCUCAGUCCCAGACAGGAAAUUCUGAAACAGCCACACCUACAAAUGUAGACUUGCCUCAGGUCAUCCCCAAGUCUGAGAACAGCAGCCAGCCAGCCAAAAAGGCCAAGGGGGCUGCAAAGACAAAGCAGCAGCUACAGAAACAGCAACGUCCCAAGAAGGCCUCCUUCCAGAAGCCGAAUGGUACCUCUAAAGGGGCAGACUCAGAAUUGUCCACUAUACCUUCUGUCAGAAAGACCCAAGCUUCCUCCAGGUUCCAGGAUAGCAGUCAGCCAGCUGGAAAAGCCGAAGGGAUCAGGGAGUCAAAGGUAACUGGGAAGCUAAAGCAACGAUCACCUAAAUUACAGUCCUCCAAGAAAGUUGCCUUCCUCAAGCAGAAUGCCCCUCCCAAGGGCACAGACACAGAAACACCGGCUGUGUUAUCCCCGUCCAAGACUCAGGCCACCCUGAAACCUAAGGAACAUCAUCACCCCCUUGGAAGGGGCAAGGGGGUUGAGAAGCAGCAGUUGCCAGAGCAGCCUUUCAAGAAAGCUGCCUUCCAGAAACAGAAUGACACCCCCGAGGGGCCUCAGCCUCCCACUGUGUCUCCCAUCAGUUCCAGCCGCCCCCCACCAGCAAAGAGGAAGAAAUCUCAGUCCAGGGGCAAUGGCCAGCUGCUCCUGUCUUAGAUGGUUGAAAACUAGACUGGGGUGGCUCACUGCCAUUGUCACCGGGUUGGAACUUUUGCCUCUAUGAGGAUGCCUUCUCCACUGUGCAUACCCAUGAAAUUUAAUACACAUUUUACAACCUCUG